Serendipita indica DSM 11827 is the source of this 1722-nucleotide messenger RNA. Lineage: Eukaryota; Fungi; Basidiomycota; Agaricomycetes; Sebacinales; Serendipitaceae. The record is from the annotation of a GenBank genome assembly.
AUGGAAGCCUGGAAACUUCCACUCAACCCAGUAGUGAAUUUCGACAAGCGGGAUGAGUGGAGCGAAGACAAGGAGUGGCUCAAGGAAGCCAACUCUAUCGAGUCUUGGACCGAACACUCCGACGUUUUCACCUACUUGAACGAGAUUAGUGCCUCAAUACGGAAGAAGAAGACUUGGUCUCCGUACCCGGCCUGUGGAUCAAAAGGUAACAGGCUCAUUAUCUUCUUCACCAACGCGUCCAGGGUCUACCAUUCGCCAAUCGUCAAACUCAAUGAGAACAAUGGUCGCCUAUUGAUCUACGCAUUCGUUUGGCAUCUCUAUCACCCAAUCACAGAUCCAACAAUUACCAUCGACCUCAAAUCCCUUAUUUCGACUUUUACUGUCACCUCUGACGAAGUCUACGAGAAUAUCUCCAUCCUCUAUGUUGGCGAUGCAAUCGGUCGGAGGACUACAAUCCUCGAGCAGCCAACAAAUUCUUCAUUGGUUAUCAAGGAACAAUACCUCAAACCUGACCAACGGUUUAAAGAAGGAGACCUGUUGAACAAGAUCCAUAAGGGCGGGUACUUCCCUGGCGUCGUCCGUGUCAAACGCGUUGAACAAAAAGUGGCUCAUCAAGGCAAGGAGGUUGCCACAUCUGAUCGGGUCAAAACGCGCCUAGCUCUUCUGGACAAAGGAACGCAGUUUCAGGAGGUCAAAACCUUCCGCCAGAUGUUGAUGAUCAUGUACGACGUCUUAGAAAUGGUACGUAUGCUUCAUCGGAAGCGACAGAUAGUGCAUCGGGAUCUCAGUUCUGGGAAUAUCCUCUUCCGAGAGAUGACCAAACCGGAAUUACGAUGCAUCUCACCUGAUCUGUGGGACUCGGACAUAUGCUCCACCCAUUGUCUACUUGAGUCGCAGGAAGAACCUACAAUCGAGGAUUGCCUUUCCACCUCGCUUCUGCUGAGGACUUUGACCGUGGACAAGAUAAAGACGUCAACACCCAAAGCAGGUACUUCGAUAUUCAUGGCGUACAUGGUGCGAAAUAAUGUGUACCAGACCGGCAAUAAAACAAUACCCGCGAUACCUCAUGUUCAUUCCGACUUGAUCUCUCGCUACCAGUCACUACUUCCGGAUCGACUGACGAGAUUUCCGGAGAACGAGGAGGAAUUGAGACCAAUGCCGAAAGGGGAAACACGCUCGGAUAAAGAUUUCAGCACCUUCUUCGGCACGACGCCGAGUCGGUGUUCUGGUGCAUGGUGUGGUGGUCGAUCCAAGUCAAACCCAAUGGAUCAUCGCUACCAUUGCUACGUCAACACCACCGAGCCAUUUCCUCUACACAAAGACUACGUCCUCGUCAACGAGCUGCUCGAUCAAAUGAGGGAAUACCUCAAGGUCGACCUCAAGUACUCUGAAGAUGAAAGGAAACGUAACGAUCCCGAAUACCUGUGUGAAGUGUUCCAGAGACUCAUCCUCAAUUUCCUCGUCGAAUAUCAAGGGUCACCCUUUCUGACACUCGAAAGGGAUGCAGAGUUUCGAAAGGUUGGAGAACCGUGUGGUGGUGGAGCAAUGUCAACGACAACCGGGACCAAAGAGUCAUAUUUAUCUCGCUCGAGCGUCGGUGCGCAACACCCUUCGGGUUCAGUCUAUUCAAGUGGAUCUAGCAAUGAUGCCAAGCGACGAGCUGACACGGAUGACUCUGAACUCGAGGGAGGUCAUCGGCCCAAGAGACCACGUCAUGCGUAA